Penicillium manginii is the source of this 1536-nucleotide messenger RNA. RefSeq names its product general substrate transporter. Bases 1 to 1536 code for a protein of 511 amino acids. Gene Ontology annotation, cellular component: membrane. Lineage: Eukaryota; Fungi; Ascomycota; Eurotiomycetes; Eurotiales; Aspergillaceae. The record is from RefSeq and is a predicted model, not a curated record. The transcript has 2 exons. Gene Ontology annotation, molecular function: carbohydrate:proton symporter activity. Gene Ontology annotation, biological process: transmembrane transport; carbohydrate transport.
AUGCCAAAGCAAAGGUCUUCCUUGGCAAAAUAUGUCCAAUCCAUCAGGGAGUCUCCGCGGGAGAUCUUCAACUGGCGGCUCUUCUUGACUGCAUUUGCAUUUGCUCUCGGAGGUUGUGCAAAAGGCUGGGAUGAAGGGUCAGCUGCUGCCAUUACGCAACUUCCGUCUUUCCAAAACAAGUAUGAACUUGACCAGGAUUCGAUAUCAAAUAUCGUUUCCCUUGUCAACCUAGGUGCCGGAGUAGGGGCAUUGCUAUCAUUCUUGAUCAAUGACGGAGUUGGCCGAAUAAUGUCGCUUCGCAUAUACCAAAUUAUCUAUAUCAUCGGUUCGCUCAUAUCUUGCUUCUCGUCAGGCAAUGCUGGGGCCCUGUACACGGGUCGGAUUGUUUCCGGCCUGGGUAUUGGCGCUUUGUCAGUCGUUUGUCCAAUGGCAAUCUCGGAGAUUGCGCCCAAAUCCGUUCGGGGCCUAAUGGCUUUGUGGUUUAAUAUAUGCAUGCUCGCUGGCCAAUCACUUGGUGUUUUCAUUGUUUACGGCUGCUCUAUCCAUGUUACACGCAGCAAAGAUUUACAGUAUCAAACUCCUUGGUUUUCGCAGACUUUCGCACCGGUCAUUAGCAUUGCGCUCUCAUUCAUCGCCGUGGAGUCUCCUAGGUGGCUGCUACUUGAUCAUAAACAAGAUCAAUCCCAUACUGCGUUGCUCCGGCUUCGUGGAUUACCGGCCGAUUCGGGUUAUGUGGCCAACGAGUUCCAAACAAUGGUCUCCAGUAUGGAAGAUCGAGAGGCUGGUUUUGGGAACAACAGCAAGAUCAGUAUCAUCAAAGAAACCUUCUUGGUACGAUCAAAUCUGCGACGGGUCCAACUUACCAUCUUUGUCUACAUCUUGGCCCAAAUGUCCGGUGCUAACGCCAUCACCAACUAUCUGCCGACGAUAUUUGGUCUGAUCGGAAUCACAAGUUCGGAUGUCAAGGUUUACUCAACUGGCCUCUACACUGUUGCAAAGUUGAUUUGUUGCUUAGCCGCAUCGCUCUUUUUCAUCGACAUCGCUGGGCGUCGGAAGUCGCUCAUGAUAGGUAUCUCGGUGCAGAUCAUUUGCCACUCAUAUUUGGCUGGUUAUCUGAAAUUAUACCAAAGACAGCACGAUAGCACGAGCAAGGGAUCAACCGAUGCUGCGCUGGCUUUCCUUUACAUUCACGCAUUUGGAUGGGCUGUAGGUCUUUACAGCUUGCCUUAUCUUUUUGGCGCAGAGCUCUGGCCUAAUAAGAUUCGCUCUUUCGGCGGGGCAUUAUCACAAUGUUUCCAUUGGUUAUUCUACUUCGCUAUAACCAAAGCAACGCCCUCAUUACUUACUAGUAUUCAUCAAUGGGGCGCUUUUGUUCUAUUCGUUGGGUUCUGCGUGGUCGCAUUGCUCUACACGUAUUUCAUCAUUCCUGAAACGGCUGGAAUGAGCCUUGAGGAGAUAAACAGAAUCUUUGAGCGCCCCUUAUGUCCUCUGGCCAAGCCAUUGGACCCUUUAGAUCAAUCCGAUCAAGAUCCGUGA